Cydia fagiglandana is the source of this 5293-nucleotide messenger RNA. RefSeq names its product transcription factor egl-13 (gene Sox102F). The coding region runs from base 851 to 2449 and encodes 532 amino acids. Gene Ontology annotation, biological process: cell fate commitment; regulation of transcription by RNA polymerase II. Gene Ontology annotation, molecular function: RNA polymerase II cis-regulatory region sequence-specific DNA binding; DNA-binding transcription factor activity, RNA polymerase II-specific. The transcript is spliced from 7 exons. Lineage: Eukaryota; Metazoa; Arthropoda; Insecta; Lepidoptera; Tortricidae. The record is from RefSeq and is a predicted model, not a curated record. Gene Ontology annotation, cellular component: nucleus.
UUAGGAUCGGUGGGAAAAACCGUGCACAAUAGCACCAAUACAAUAGAGCGUUUUCUUGAAGCCACGCCUUGCAUUGUGAACGCCCAGAGAAGAAAGAAAAAUUUCUCGACCGAUUGUAUUGACUUUUUAAACGCCCAACACACCCACUGGGUCUCAUUGUGUGCACGUCGACAAUACCUCGGAACCACUGUGCGCCGGACUAAGACGAUCGUAGGGCGGAGUCUAGAGAGAGAACGCGGCGCACCUAUUUGAUAAAUAAUGGGGGGGAGUGGGACAGCGCGCGCCGCUCGGUCACACUGCGCUAGAAAAGGAUGGGCGUCCGCUUUGUAUAGAUUCUUGUGUUAUUCCGCAUAGACAAUUGAUUAUUUUGCAAUUUCUAAAUAAAACCUCAUACAGUUUUAACACAAAACCAUCCUAAACACUACAAUACAGCAGUCUGUAGUACUAAAAAGGUCGAUUUUAUUAAAGUAGUGUAAGUUAAUGGUGUGUAAGCGAGUUAUUGUUUGUAGGGCACUGACAUUAGGUAGGUGCGUCCUUGUCGCACUCGCGGGGCGGGGGGCAGGCAUUGUAGCGCGCGCGUAUUGUCGCUUCGAUCUGGUUCAUUGUGUGGCGGCGCGUCGCAUCGAGCGGACGUACGUCGGGUUUUCGAAUUUCGAACCGCGUUCGAUCGUGUACGAGUUUGAGCGUUCGUUUUUUUUUGUGUUGUGUUUUUAAAGUUUUGAACUGUGUUAUAAUGCCAAAGAGUGAGACUGUUUAGACGUGUUUUGUUUUUUUUUUCUGUUGAAUGCUGGCCGGUUUUCUCUGAUGUCUCGAAAACAGAAAGGAACAAUGGUAACACUGUUGAAGAAACAUGUCAUCUAAACGAAAGUCACCUCCGUCGAAAUUGCAAGAAGGUGCCGCCGACACGGAUAAGCCCGAAGCCGGCCCGGCUCCCCCGGACUUCCCGGACACCCAGGAGGACGACCAGACCUACUACAAGUUCUCUCCAAGUUCUUCCACCAGAAGCUCCAUCAGCGAAGAGGAUCAGUUCGAAGAAGAGAGACCGAGCAAAAAGCAAAGAUUCGAGCAAAGCUUAGAAAUGACAAAUAACCUUCUAGUCCCCUCCUCUUUUUUAAGUCUUCACCAAGUCAAUGAUCUUCAAGCUAGACGCCGCGGCUCCUCCGAAUGCAGCAGUCCUGGUGCUGAAGCUAAAUUGGGUAUUUGCAAUAACAACAAUUCAUUGCUGAAUCAUAAUAGCGCGCUGUCGCUCGGGAACCCGCAUAAGCGGUCGAUGGACGACGUGCUGAAGAGGUUGACGUCUAAAAUGAACAAUAGUACUAUUAAAGAGGAGAAGAGGCCUACGCCGUCAACUACGCCUGUUAAGCAGAACAACGACAGACGAGGAGUGUUAGACGCGGCAGCAAUCCAGGCGUUGGCAGGCGAAAGUGUGCUGGAGAAAGAAAGACAGCUGUCGGAGAUGAUCCUACAGCUCCAGAUGGUGCGAGAGCAGCUGUUAGCGCAGCAGGAGCAUGCUAAGAAUAUCGGCAAUGUGACAGCCGAGUUGGAGUUCCAAAGACUGCAGCAGGAGCAACUGAGGAGACAGGAGCUGGUGCGGCGCGGGCAGCAUGGUCUGUACCCUGGGCCGCCGCUGUCUCUGCUUCCAAUGUUGGAGCAGAUGCGGGCUCAACAGCCAAAUGUGAGUAUUUUUGUGGGUUCCCCCUGGCCGGCGACCGCGCAGCUAGCCCAACUGACCGCCAGCGCGCGCUCCCCCCCGCCGGACCCCGACGCGCCCCUCAACCUCAGCAAGCAGCGCUCCCCGUCCCCGGCGCCGAUGAUGCUGCCCCGCUUCGUGCCGUACCCAUCUGUCCCGGACUCCCCCCAGUACAGCAUGCAGAAGGAGGAUGAUUACAACGCGCAGUGUAACACAUCCUCCUGGGGCCAGUCACCCGCCGAAGACACCGAGAAGGCCAAGCUCGUCCGCCAACCGAAGCGCGACGAGGCAGGCAAGCCCCACAUCAAGCGGCCAAUGAACGCCUUCAUGGUCUGGGCCAAGGACGAACGCCGGAAGAUCCUCAAAGCCUGCCCGGAUAUGCAUAAUUCUAACAUAUCGAAGAUAUUAGGGGCGCGGUGGAAGGCCAUGUCGAACGCUGAGAAACAGCCGUACUAUGAAGAACAGUCGAGGCUGUCGAAGCUGCAUAUGGAGAAGCACCCUGAUUAUAGGUACCGGCCGCGACCCAAGCGGACUUGCAUAGUCGACGGCAAGAAGAUGCGGAUAUCGGAAUACAAGAACCUGAUGCGCACGCGGCGCCAAGAGAUGCGGCAGCUGUGGUGCCGGGAGGGGGGCAGCGAGCUGGGCUUCCUCCCCUCCCUGUCCUCCCCGGGGCCUUCGAACUCCUCCCCCCCUCCCAACGGGGGGAGCUACAUGGCGGCCGGGUUCUCGCCGCCGCUGUCGCCGCGCGAGGACGACUGAGGGCCGGCGCGCGGCUGGCCCUACCCGCACGCCGCGCCCCUCGCCCGACCCCCCUCUCACCACCCCUGGUAACUUCUAGAAGACAAACAGAACAUUUUUUGUGUUGCUCGCCUGUAAAUUUAGGCAAUAUCGAUGCCAGUGUCACAAUUGGAUCUCUCUCGUUUAUACAAAAUGUUUAAUUAUGAGAUUAUUCCAUUAGUGAAAUAAGCGUUAGGGCCCUUUAGGGGUCAUUUGGAAUAUUUGGCGAUUAUGCAAAAUUGUGCCAAACGUUUAACCAACAAUUAGGGAAUUAGAUAAAAGUGUAUAUAACUUCAAUAUUUAAAAGAUCGGUCCUGAUAUAAGGGAAAUGUACAUACAUCUUUGUAGAUAUUUAACGUUUUGGCUUAUGUAGCGUAAGUUUCAGAGAUUAUAACUAUAGAAAGUACCUUUUAACUGUUUUAGACUUGGAAACAUGUUCCAAGGAUUGUAUGUAUGUAGACGCUUUAGACUUUAAAUCGAGAAUAUAUCAAACCAAAAAUUCGAAGCGUAUGCUUGAAAAUUGUAGUGUUUUGAACACAGAACUGUUUUGAAUCCAGUGAGAUCUGUUAAAGCAUAAUGAUUGUAAUAAAAUAAUAAUCUUAAUACUCAUAGUUUUAGUAGAAAUCGCUACUAUUGUAAGAUACAGGUUAUUUGGUAUUUGUAAGAAUAGUGAAAAUUGUUUUUCAUUUUCUGACGAUUUUUUUAAAUCUUUAUAAAAGAUUGUUUUUGAACCAGUGUGCACAAAGCUUUACAUUGUCAAUUCAGUAAUUGUCAAUUGUUUUUAUACGGACCGGUGUUUUUUUAAAAGCGAUUAUUUGUCGCCAAGCUGGCUUGGCUCUCUAAAUCUAGUAUUAUUUAGAGGUACAAUUUUACAUAUCUACAAUUCUGAUAUGAAAUUUUAUUUUAUCCUGUAAAAUUGUAACCUUAUACAGUUUUGACGUAGUUACAUGAAAGAGCCAAUCCAUAUAAAGCAAUAGUAAAAAAUAAUAUUUUGUAGCACAGACAUAGACACUAGCGACAUCUAGUUGUGCUGUCAAAAUAAUUCAUGAUAAAUAAUAUAAUUAGGAGUUAUCUGUAGCGACUCCGUGCGUAUGGUUGUCUAGUCUGUGGUUUUAGCAAAAUAGUAUUAAUUUUCAAAAUAUGGAUUGGUUCUUUUACGCUUAAUUAUGUCCAAAUUUGGUAAAAUUGGCACGAGUGUAGACGCGGUAUAUCCCCACCGACUUGUGGGUUAUUAUUAAAAUAAAAAAUGUUCGCUUUAUCAAACCGUGCAAUUUUAUUAGUAGGAAAUAGUCUAAGCUGUAGGUACAAGCAUAAUAAAUAAAAUGUGUCAUUACUUAGUAAAAGGGACUUUGGAGAGGUUGGCCGAGAGCCAAGCGCCCAUUGGUUCAUUUUCCCAUGAAACGACACAAUUAAGCGUUUAUAAUAAGUACAGAAUACAAUGUUGUAUAGAUAUUUAGAGUUAAAUAAACCGUGGUUGUUUGACGUUAAUUGCCAUUUAUAAUUUUUGUUAUUUAUUUUUCUUAAAAGUUUUGUUUCCCUUCUUUUAUUUGUAACGCUGUAUGCCAGUAAUCGAGAACGUAGACUAGUGUAAGAGUAAAUUAAACAAAAUGUGUACGUGAAUUAAUGUUUAUGGAUUAAGUAGUGUGUAUUAUUCUUAGUAAAUGUGUAAGGGUUUAGACAGUGCCGUUAAAUUAUUUAUUUUUAUGUUGAAUACAUGUAAAUACGCGAUAUUUGAUGGUAAACGUUAGUAAUGUGGUUGUUUAAUUAUUGAUACUUAAUAUUUCACGUCUGGAUGUGUCCAUUUUCUUUUCAUUCCAUUCUUUUUUGCACAGAAAUCAAUGAUCCUCUUGACUAGGAAAAGCAAAAUCGAUGUUAUGUAAGAUAUUCACUUUCAUUUAAAUUGUAUUUGGGAAGGUAAAUCAAAUCUUGUCACUCGAUGCUAUGGUUACAUUCCCUUGGGUCACUCUUAAAAUCCUGCUUUAUCGGAUUUAACUAAGCAUAUAAGAAGAACGUGCUGCAAUAUUUUGACGUAAUUGAGGGAAAAGGAUCCAAUCCACAAAAAUGUGUCAACAGAAAUUGAAUUUUCUGUCAAGAGUCGUAUUUUAUUUAAAUGACAAAUUUUAAAGGAUGGAUCCUUUUCGUUAAACUACAUACGCCCGUUUAUUCUAGCAAACUGUGCUACUGUUGUCCCCUGGCUGACGAGACUGAACAAGAAAUAGUUGAUCCACUCAUUUAGUUAUGUAACUUAUGUACAGUCACCGUCAAAAGUAGCGGAUCAGAUUACGCGUCAAAAGUAUCUACCAUUCUCAAAGAGAUACAUCUGUACCUACAACUAAAACAAUUAGACUGCAAUAGAUACUUUCGAAUGCAACUGUAGAGAUUUUAUCUACUUUAAAAGCGCGUUAUUUCGUACGUUAAAAUUGACGCCGACUGUACACACACCGGUUUUGCUUUUUAAUUCUGGAACAUCGAAUGGAAGAGACAAUAUUGGGAAUAGAUCUCGAACAACUUUUUAAUUUUACUUAAACAUUUUCAUUAUUUAUUUUAAAGACAAAAUUUUAUAUAAGUAGAUAAUCUUGCCAUGACUUGUUAAAAAUGUAAACAUCACAGUACUUAAAAUAGUAGUUUAGAUUUUUUAAUGACUUGUUUUUGUCUAUUGUAUUUUGUUGAUAUCUCCACAGUGCACCCGUUUGACUUAGCAUUCGAUUUUUUUUCAAAUGUAUAAGUGGGUAGAUUUUAGGUUUUAUUACCUAGUAUAAACCAGGUCACAUUGUUUAAAAUUGUGCCAAAACCCAAAAGUAUAUUAAAAAGUAAACAUUAAAAAUA